This is a messenger RNA of Cucurbita pepo subsp. pepo (vegetable marrow), 488 nucleotides long. NCBI's taxonomy places the organism in Eukaryota, Viridiplantae, Streptophyta, Magnoliopsida, Cucurbitales, Cucurbitaceae. The record is from RefSeq and is a predicted model, not a curated record.
UGUCCAUGUCAAAAUUCCAGAAUCAUUUCUGUUAUCUUUGUGGCGCCCUUGAACGGAAAGAGCAGAAAGCUGCUCACUCGUAUUCUUCUAACUCGACCACCGGAAAAGAGAGCAGCAGAGACAAAAAAAUGGAGGCUAUUCUAAAGAGUUCAUUUGGUUUCUCGGCGUUCAGGCCGUAUCAGAAAGAAGUCAUUCAGGACAUUCUUCAAGGGAAGGAUUGCUUGGUGGUUAUGGCUACUGGAAGUGGCAAGUCCUUAUGUUAUCAGGUACCGCCUUUGGUUGUUGGAAAGACUGGCAUAGUUGUUAGCCCUCUUAUAUCACUAAUGCAAGAUCAGGUAAUGGCUUUAAAACAAAGAGGCAUCAUGUCUGAGUACCUUGGCAGUACUCAGACUGAUUCCACUGUUCAAGCCAAGGCGGAGAAUGGUCAAUAUAAUAUUUUGUUCAUGACACCAGAGAAGGCAUGCUCUGUUCCUAUCAGACAAAAGUAA